GUAUUUUCACCAACCGUUUAAAUACCAUUUCCAUUAUUUUUGGUUUCAGAAAGUCAAUAGAAGAAAGCGAAAAAGUUGAAGUAAAUAAUGCAAGUUGUGAAACUUCGAGUAACAAAUUAAAAAAUGAUUCAAAUUCCAACAACUCAAAGGCAGGGAUUCGGAGAUUGUCGAAGUCCCGAACUUUAUCGGACGUGGAGACACGGAAAAAUUCACACAGACGCCAAAGCAGUUCUAGUUCCAUGAAAAAUUCGUCGAAAGCUCAGCAAGAAACCGUUGCACUAAAUCCAUGUUUGUGUAAUCAAAAAAGGAGCUCCAAGGAUCAGGAGAAAAUUACGGGGUAA
Messenger RNA from Agrilus planipennis (emerald ash borer), 341 nucleotides. RefSeq lists its product as uncharacterized. The transcript has 6 exons. The record is from RefSeq and is a predicted model, not a curated record. Lineage: Eukaryota; Metazoa; Arthropoda; Insecta; Coleoptera; Buprestidae. The annotation marks the transcript as partial.